Messenger RNA from Salvelinus namaycush (lake trout), 1251 nucleotides. It is a transcript of the gene mei4, whose product is annotated as meiosis-specific, MEI4 homolog (S. cerevisiae). Lineage: Eukaryota; Metazoa; Chordata; Actinopteri; Salmoniformes; Salmonidae. Gene Ontology annotation, biological process: oogenesis; homologous chromosome pairing at meiosis; spermatogenesis. The record is from RefSeq and is a predicted model, not a curated record. The coding region runs from base 1 to 1251 and encodes 416 amino acids. Gene Ontology annotation, cellular component: lateral element. The transcript has 5 exons.
AUGAUUGGAGAUGCGUUUAACAUCACCAGGACAGACACCGCGGAAUGGGGUCUUAGAAAAGCUAAACUUGUCGUGGCCGUUGCCAUAAUAAAGAGUAAACCUCACGGGAUAAGUGGUCGGAAGCAUGCGGAACAUUUGGCCAACAAGCUGAAUAGCCAGACUGAGGACUGGAAGACCAAAGCCCAGAGGCUGCAGGAGGAAGUGCUCAGAAUGCGUCAAAAGCUCCUUCUCUCCCAGAUGCUCUCAAAGCCAAAGAACACCAGUGGAACAGAAGCUGGUGGAGAUGGCUUCAUGGACCUGCUCUGUCAGGACUUGGUGAAAGAUCCGCUCAACUCAGACAUGGACUCCGGCUGUGGGAUGGAGAACAACACAGAGACACUUCUGCCCACUCAAGACUCUGCAGAACCCAGUGCCCAGCCAGCCUUCCCACCUGUCACCACCACACCCCCCCAGAUCCCAUUCUCCAGCCUGUGUGAGGCAGACCCUCGUGGGAAGGCCAUGCUGCUCCACAUGCAGUUUCUCCAGAGCCUGUGUGGGCUGAACAGGGUGGAGUGGGAGGCAAUGGGUGCGGAGGCUGGAGGGUUUAGCCUGGACAGGGACAAGGACAGGUCCGUGGUGGCAGACUCGGUGUGCCAGCUGCUGUCCUGUGUGGUGUCUGCUAGUAGGGAUGACAGACCCCUGCCUCCACGCUCACUGCUCCUGCAGGCGUCCAGGGUGGCGGCCCAGGCAGUGGAUCAUUGGCUCUCCCACAGACAGCCCUCCCAGCUAUUUGUGACAGGCAUGGAAGAUUCCCUGAAAGAGCUCACUGAUGUUCUAUUACGCAACGGCCAGCUCAACAGGUUCCAGGUUCAGGAGAGGCUGACGGAGUGUUUGAUCCUGCUGGGAGGGAGCAACUUGCUUAGGUCCCUGCUCAUCCGUCAUGUGCUGUCUGAGAUCAACCGGCUGGCAGAACACCUCUGGAUCACCUGCCAGGGGGAAAGCAGCGAGGGGCCCGGCCAGUUUGACAUAUCCCUGUAUGAGAACUCCUUCUACCUGUUCUGGCUCCUGGAGCAGCUCCUUCAGGUCGGACAAGGACCCCCAGGGGCCACAGGGGGAACUGGGCACCAUUGGAGCCCAGAGCAGAGGGCCCUUCUGGGCCGGCUGGAGCAUAGCGUCUUGCUCCUGUCCGAUGAUUUCCCUCUGUACUCCCUCUACAUGUGGAGGAUAGGGGCUCUCCUCGCCCCCUCCGACACCAACAACACCCAGACCUGA